AGUAGCCGCGUGUAUUUCCAGGUAAAAGUAAUGAAGUUUUCAGUCAGAGUGAUAUCGUGCCUCCUGCUCUGCGCGGCGAAGUGCUGCAGCGGAUUGUCGAAGAGCGAAAUUGCCAAUAUUCGCGUCACUUUUAACGAGAGCCAAGCACUGAAUCUGAGCGAAUCAGUCAUUUUUUUCAUGAGAGACUAUAGAUUAUUGAUCAACGAUGAGCUCGCGUUGGCCAAAAGCGCUUUUAAUCACAAUAAACCGACCAAGAUCGUUACUCACGGCUGGCUAAGUAGCUCCAGCAGCUCAGUCUGCACUUCGAUUCGCGAUGCUCUCGGCGAGAAAGGCGAUUACAAUAUCAUUCUGGUCGAUUGGCACGAGAUAUCCAAGCUGGAAUACACCGUGUCAGCUGGUCUGACGAAGCAAGUGGGCAAAUUCGUCGGUGGAAUGAUCAAUUUUUUAAUGAGCAAAGGCAGUAGCCCCAGUGAUUUCAGCCUAGUCGGUCAUUCCCUCGGCGCCCACGUAAUGGGUUUCGCUGGCCAAACAGCCGAUCAUAAAGUUGCUCACAUCGUCGGAUUAGAUCCGGCCGCUCCGGGUUUCUCGAUGAACGACGCCGACGAUCGUUUAUCACGAGACGACGCGUCCCUCGUGGAAAUCAUCCACACGAACGCCGGUAAUUUAGGCAUACUUCAGGCCAUUGGUCACAUCGAUUACUAUCCCAACGGCGGCGGUGUCAAGCAGCCCGGCUGCGGCCUCGACCCGGACGACGUCUGCUCGCACGGCCGUUCCCACGUCUAUUACGCCGAGUCGUUACGCAGAUCCGAUGCCUGGUGGGCGCGACGCUGCGACAGCUACGUCAACUUUUUAUUCGGCAAGUGCGCCGGUAACUUGAUCGUACCUUUUGCCAGCUGGCUGCCGGACUGGAGCAAGCCUCACGGCGUUUACAUGCUGCGCACCGGGAAAACGGCGCCGUUCGGCCUGGGCUUGUUCGGGGCCGAGAGGGACGGCAACGAGACCGAUUCCGCCAAGUCUUACUUGACUAAUUCCAUGAGAAAAUAAAGAAAGCAAAAAAUACAUUAACACGUUAUUAAACAUGCC
Molecule: messenger RNA, 1083 nt
Organism: Trichogramma pretiosum
Lineage: Eukaryota; Metazoa; Arthropoda; Insecta; Hymenoptera; Trichogrammatidae
Product: lipoprotein lipase
Exons: 4
Coding region: 31-1044 (337 amino acids)
Biological process (GO): lipid metabolic process
Molecular function (GO): lipase activity
Source: RefSeq, a predicted model, not a curated record